CCUUUAGCAAUUGACGUCAUUUCAGGCUGUUCGUUUUGUUGUGGACAGCAGUAGCAGCAGUAACGGUAUGGAGAACAAGGUUGAAAUGGAUAGUCUGGAAAUGCGGAUUCAGGAGUUGGAGAGUUCUAUUUACGGUGAACGGCGGAAUAAAGGUGGAAAAGUCGUAAAGUGCACGGAGUCUCUGUCGAGGAUCCAAGCAGCUCUGGCAAACACUGCCAACAAGAGAGAGCGCGUGAAGAUCUUGCACAAGAAGAUUGAGGACCUGUUGAAAUACCUGGACCCUCAGUUCACGGACCACAUCACGGUGCCAGAUGCCAUGAAGCUGGAGUUCAUCCUAGCAGAGGAGGACUUCCUGCUCUCACAGGCUGCUCUACUAGAGCAGGUCAGCAGCCUACAGCCCCUGCUGGACAGCAACUACAUCCGGGAUGUACCAGAGCAUGCCACCAAACUACAGCGGCUGUCACAGCUUCAUAUCAAACAACAGGACCAGACUGAUGCUCAAUCCCUUGAGGUAAAGAGGCUCUUUGAGGAGUACAACAAAAUGAUGUUCCUGUUGUCCAAGCAGUUCACCCAAUGGGAUGAGACCCUGAGGCAGCUUGAAGAAUCCAAGGGGAUCCGGCCUGUGGAGUAGAGGAUGAACAAGUUCUUAAGAGGACGCUUGUUGUGAUGACUGUGGUUAUGGGGACCACAGUUAAAACAAGUGUCUUGGACUGCUUGUUCACUGUUCAUGUAUCUGAGACGAUUCCUGAAUCCCCAUUUCCAUGCAGACAUGUUUUAUUAUGUUAUAAUUUAAGCAAAAGGAAAAUACAUUUAGAUUCAGGCACUUUCCUGUUCCUAGGUCGUCAAAGGAUUAUUUUUAUUCUUUAGAUAGAUCACUGAAAUGUUUAAUGGUAUGAUAUAUGGAAAUCAUCUAAACCAAGGAGACUAGUGGAACUGAGUAUUUUGGUUAGUAAUAUUCCCCAAUUGAAAGCCAUUUGACAUGCUAAAUGUGUUUUUAUAUUUAUUAACAGCAUUGCUGUAGGCUAUAAAAGCUUUCUGUUAAGACAGUCACAAGACCUCAUUUCUUUCCCUCUUAACUCCACUGUGCUUCUCUGCAUAUUCCUAAUUCUGUUCCUUCCAAAUUCUAAAUCUGUGGAUCACACUACAGAAGAGACAAUACAUAUGAUUUGUUUAUUUUAUUUCAACUAUUUGGAGAAUAAAUGUACCCUAAGCCCUCA
Messenger RNA from Gadus macrocephalus (Pacific cod), 1217 nucleotides. RefSeq names its product dynactin 3 (p22) (gene dctn3). The record is from RefSeq and is a predicted model, not a curated record. Bases 68 to 631 code for a protein of 187 amino acids. Gene Ontology annotation, biological process: cytoskeleton-dependent cytokinesis. Lineage: Eukaryota; Metazoa; Chordata; Actinopteri; Gadiformes; Gadidae. Gene Ontology annotation, cellular component: dynactin complex. The transcript is spliced from 7 exons.